AUGAUUGGAAAAUUAACAGUCUUAGCUGCAGCUUUAGCAACUGCUAAUGCACACGCCUUUUUGGAAACUGUUACAGUUGAUGGAUCAAGUUACUCAAAGACUGAUUCAGACACUCCAAUUUGGGCAUGGUCACCAGACAAUGGACCAGCAGCUACUGUUGAAGAUAUCAGCAACCCAAACAUCGCUUGUCACGCUAACGCUGAACCAGCAACUAGCGCAGCAUCUGUAGCUGCUGGUGGUACUGUUGGUUUCGGUUGGGGUAAAGGUCUUCACAAAUGGGGUCCUUUCCUCACUUACGCAGCUAAGUGUGACUUGGGUUGUGAUCCAAAUUCCGCCGAAUUCUACAAGAUCGGUGAAAUCAAUAUCGACGAAAGUGGAGAAUGGCCAGUACCUAAGUAUGUUGACGCUGGUCAAGACGUUCCAGUAACUCUUCCAUCAAGUAUGGAGGAUGGUACAUACCUCCUUAGAACUGAAAAUAUCAACCUUGGCGCUAUUCCUGCUGAGAUUUACGCUGGUUGCGUCUCUGUUAAAGUUACCGGUGGUGGUUCAGGUCUCUCUGGAGAGACUGUCAAAUUCCCAGGUGCUUACACUGGUGAAGAACCAGGUUUGACUAAGCAACCAUACGACGUCACUGGUCCAUCCGACUACAGCGACUUGCCUGGUCCUGCAGUCGCUCAAUAAUCUAAUUCCGGAGAUAUCUGCAAUUUAAAAUAAUUUCUUACGGACGAUUUUUUAUAUAUUUAUACAUGGACAAUAACAUU
Wallemia mellicola CBS 633.66 is the source of this 761-nucleotide messenger RNA. RefSeq lists its product as hypothetical. Bases 1 to 681 code for a protein of 226 amino acids. NCBI's taxonomy places the organism in Eukaryota, Fungi, Basidiomycota, Wallemiomycetes, Wallemiales, Wallemiaceae. The record is from RefSeq and is a predicted model, not a curated record. The transcript is spliced from 3 exons.